This is a messenger RNA of Xiphophorus hellerii (green swordtail), 1726 nucleotides long. It is a transcript of the gene cdk5rap3, whose product is annotated as CDK5 regulatory subunit associated protein 3. Gene Ontology annotation, biological process: regulation of mitotic cell cycle. Lineage: Eukaryota; Metazoa; Chordata; Actinopteri; Cyprinodontiformes; Poeciliidae. The transcript is spliced from 14 exons. The record is from RefSeq and is a predicted model, not a curated record. The coding region runs from base 147 to 1664 and encodes 505 amino acids. Gene Ontology annotation, cellular component: endomembrane system.
GCCGUCUCUGAUUAGUGAAGCUUCUCCUAACGUGUCACAUCAACACUGAAAUCCUGAGUUUCGUAAAAAAUCCAGAUAUUAAUUCUUAAACCGCAUGAAAUGGUGACAUUCUAGAAGAGUUUUUGUUUUGAACAAUCGGAGAAACAAUGGAGAAUAUCCAAAAUCUCCCCAUCGACAUACAGACCAGCAAGCUGUUAGACUGGCUUGUGGAUCGGCGUCACUGCAACAUAAAGUGGCAGAGUACAGUGAAAACAGUCAGAGAAAAGAUCAACACUGCCAUUCAGGACAUGCCCGAAAACGAGGAGAUCAAGCAGCUUCUCUCUGGAUCCUACAUCCACUACUUUCACUGUUUGAGAAUAGUGGAGAUACUAAAGGGAACUGAGGCUUCAUCAAAGAACAUCUUUGGCAGAUAUUCUUCUCAGAGAAUGAAGGACUGGCAGGAGAUUGUGUCGCUCUAUGAAGCAGAUAAUGUUUAUUUAGCGGAGGUGGCCAGCUUGCUGUUCCGAAACGUGAGCUACGAAGGGCCAGCUCUGAGGAAGCAGAUUGCCAAAGCUAAGCAGCUGCAGCAGGAGCUCAGCAGGCGGGAGGUGGAGUGUCAGAGCUCAGCAGCCGAACUGAGGGAACGCUACUAUGCUGCCUGCAAGCAGUAUGGCAUUACUGGGGAAAAUGUUCAGCGAGAGCUUCAGGCUCUAGUGAAAGACUUGCCUGCCGUCCUGGAGGAGGUGGGGAAGGAUGCAGCAAAGUUAGAGGAGCAAAUCCAGCUUUAUGCUGCAUUCACAAACUUUGUGUGUGAUUGGUCCAAACCGGUCCUGCCCAUGCUGACGUUCAGCCAGAAAUCGGGGAAUGUGACGUUUUAUGAGUGGAGGACGGGGAAAGUCCCCAGCCUUGUUGAACGGCCGGCGGAGGAAGCCCCUCCUGAUGCAGCGACAGAGGACACGAUUGAUUGGGGAGAUUUUGGUAAUAAACCGUCAGAUGAUCUGGGCGUGACCGCCGGCAUCACAGUGGAGGAAGGAAUCGAUUGGGGAAUCUCUCUGGAGCCGACAUCCGAGAAAAGUGGUGCAGGCGGCAUCGACUGGGGUGACAGCGAUCCAGCUCCAGUUGAAAUAGAAAUUGUUGACACAGGCACAGACUGUCCCGAGGGCGUGGCGAGGGGUGACGAUGCUCUGAGCAUACUGGAAAACUCCCAGUCACGCAGCCAGUUCAUUGAUGAGCUCAUGGAGCUCGAGGCGUUCCUCACCCAGCGGGUCACCGAGAUGGGGGAGGAGGGCGACGUGGUGGCCAUGAGUCAGUUUCAGCUGGCUCCUUCUAUCAUUCAGAGCCAAACCCGAGAACACAUCCAAGAACUGCUAUCCCAGGUGCAGGACCUUCUGGGCCGGCUCACCUCGCUCCGCAUGCAGCACCUGUUCAUGAUCCAGGCCUCACCGAGGUAUGUUGAGCGUGUGUCAGAAAUGCUGAGGCAGAAGCUGAAGCAGGCAGACAUCCUGGUGCUGAAAGCUGCCACGAUGGUUGAGCGGAGAGAGGAAGCCCUUCAGGAGCAGUCUAGACUGGAGCCUCAUGUUGACCUGCUGGCAGGACACACCCGGGAACUCCAGAAACUGAUUGAAGCUGACAUUUCAAAGAGAUACCACAACAGACCAGUCAACCUUAUGGGGGUGAAUAUUUAGUGAACCCUGCAGCUGUAUUAUGUUCUGAUCUGCAAAGAGAAAUAAAGAAUUUUUAAUUUAAA